Fusarium musae is the source of this 1146-nucleotide messenger RNA. RefSeq lists its product as uncharacterized. Gene Ontology annotation, molecular function: hydrolase activity, acting on ester bonds. The transcript has a single exon. The coding region runs from base 1 to 1146 and encodes 381 amino acids. NCBI's taxonomy places the organism in Eukaryota, Fungi, Ascomycota, Sordariomycetes, Hypocreales, Nectriaceae. The record is from RefSeq and is a predicted model, not a curated record.
AUGGCGCCAGAGCCGUCGCCGAACCACGCAGAGUCAUUUCCUUGGCAUAUCGGAGUUUUCGACGCUCACAAUCACAUUGGCGAGCGUGUAAACUCGAUAUCCGAGUUACCAAAGAUGAAAUCCCGUGCCGUAGCAAUUAUGGCAACGCGAACCCAAGAUCAGCCUCUUAUCGCGUCGAUCGCCAAAACACACGGAGCAAAAGGCCCAGAGUGCUUUGCCGAGAACAAAACGACCGUUAUCGCGGGCUAUGGAAGGCAUCCAUGGUUCUCCCACGAAAUAUUUGACGAUUCAUUAGAGUCUCCGACAUAUGUGCCGUCCAAAGACGUCGAGACUGCGAAAGCGCAGCACUACAAGGCAGUGCUCUCACCAGCUCCAACCGAUCCAACUUUCUGGCGCGAUCUCCCAGUACCAAUUGCACUCUCUACUUUCAUUGCUGAGACUAGAGCACGAUUGAUCGAAGACCCGUGCGCCAUGGUCGGAGAGAUUGGUGUGGAUAAACCCUUCCGAUUGCCUAUGCAGUGGACGGAUCCCAGGCCGGAGCCUGAUCCAGAUCGGACACCAGGAGGUCGUCAGAGGAGACCGCUGAGUCAACAUCGCAUUAAUAUUACUCAUCAGAAAGCUGUGUUCAUGGCACAUCUUAAACUGGCAGGGGAGCUUGGAAGACCCGUUAGUGUUCAUGGUGUGCAAGUUCAUGGGAUUAUUUACGAUGCCUUGACAGAGUGCUGGAAGGGCCAUGAGCUUCGCGGCCGGCGCUCAAGGGACAAAGAGAAGAAAGAGGGAAAGGCUGAACAACAGGUGGGAGAUGCUCCAAAACCAUACCCUCCACGAAUCUGUCUUCACUCCUUCAGCGGUAAAUCCGACGCGGUGAAACAAUAUCUUAAACCAUCCAUCCCGGCCAAGAUCUUCUUCUCAUUCUCAAAGACAAAUAAUAUGAGAUCGGAUGAGGAGAGAAAAAAGGCGGAAGAUGCGAUAAGGAUAGUGCCGGAUAAUCGGAUACUGGUUGAGAGCGAUCUCCAUACGGCUGGCGAGAGGAUGGAUAGUGAACUUGAGGAGAUGUACCGUGUGAUUUGUGAAGUCAAGGGAUGGAGUUUAGAAGAAGGCGUUAAAAAGAUUGCUGAGAAUUAUCGGGAGUUCAUCUUCGGUUGA